Messenger RNA from Helianthus annuus (common sunflower), 750 nucleotides. RefSeq lists its product as uncharacterized. The transcript has 3 exons. The record is from RefSeq and is a predicted model, not a curated record. The coding region runs from base 1 to 750 and encodes 249 amino acids. Lineage: Eukaryota; Viridiplantae; Streptophyta; Magnoliopsida; Asterales; Asteraceae. Gene Ontology annotation, molecular function: nucleic acid binding; zinc ion binding.
AUGGCGGGGUCGGACGAGGUGAACAGUCGUCCGGUAGAGAACCACGAGAACGCCAGAAUACAGCUGACUGGUGCAGAGUUGCAAGCACUAGUGGACAACGCUGUUACAAGAGCUUUAGAUCGUCAGAACAAUGAGUCUUCUGAGACUCAAAGUAGAACCCUGUCCAUACCACCCUCAAAGUCAAAGACUCAUUCGGAGAGUCACAGCAAGCCACCUUCUGUCCAACCCAAGUCUAAGAAGGAUGAGUCUAAGAAAGACGAUGAUAGACACUCCUCGAACCAUAGCAGUGUUCCACAUAAGAAGAUUGUGUUUGAUGAUGCCCCACUCAGACAGAGAUCGCUGAGAAUUGCGGAUGCCGAGAAAAGAAAACGAGAAGAUGACGGUUCGCGACGCUCAGAGAAGAAGCGCAAGGGAAGCAGCGACCACAAGAAAGGGUCGGGAUUCAAGAAGAAUGAUCAACAGACGGGUGAUAAACCCAAGUGUAAAGUUUGCAAGAAGCACCACUUUGGGAGGUGCAAGCUUGAAUCGAGAUCCCAAUCUCAGCCGAAGGCGUGUGGGAUUUGCAAGUCAUUGGACCACAAGGCACUGGACUGUAAGAAAAUAAAGGAUGCCACGUGCUAUAACUGUAAUGAAAAGGGGCAUCUGAGGACAAACUGCCCAAAGCUUGCAAAGAAGGCUGAUGAGGGAAAGAAGACCAAUGCUAGGAAGCCCAAGAUUGAGGACAUUCCCGUUAUAUCGGAGUACCCUUAA